UAGAAAUACUUGAAGAAAUUGUUGGAUUUUCCUUAAUUAUGGACACAAACUAUCCAUAUAUAACACGGCAGGAUAUUGUAAACUUUCCAUUUCCCUAUAAACUAUGGUUGGUAGUGAAUUUAGAACAUUGUGAUUUUCUACGUUGGAAUCGCGAUGGUACUGUCGUACUUUUAGAUUUAGUGGAUCUUGAAGACUAUCUGAAUUCCACACGUUCUAUAUUUAAAAUAAAGAACAGUUCCACAUUUCUACAACAUUUAGAGGAAUUCAAGUUUGAACGUUUAAAUGCCACACCAGAAGCCGAAGAAGAUUUAUUGUUGCAAUAUAGAAAUGAGAAUUUCCAAAGACAUCGUUUAGAUUUGUUGGCAAAAAUACGAAGGCACACUUAUCAGUUGAUAGGCCAACUGGCAAUUGAUAAUUGUGCCGAAAGUGAAGGCGGUACAAAGAAAUUCAGUAAUAAUGUAGAUGACGAAAGUGCCAACAUUCCAAAACUUGUGUCCAACAGAAUGUUGGGUGAUUUGUGUUUUAUGUUUCAUGGCGGCCUCUCUAAAAUCAAAAGAAGUCGUUUACGUUUUGAAACUCUGCUACAUUUUCAUAACGAACAGCGUAUAUUAAAGGAAAAGCUAAAAGCUUCCGAGUCAUUUCAAACCCUUAAAACCAAACCAGACGUUUCUAUGGGUUCAUCAGCGAUUUCACCAUAUGAAGAUCAAGUUAUUGAAUUGCCGAUAGAAUUGUUUGAAAAUCCACACGAUUCUGUUCUAAAUUUGGGCGCUGAUUUUCGUCCUGAGUAUGCAGGUUACUAUGGCAAUUGUAGCAAGGAUCAGAUAUUGCAAUUCUUUGGCGAAUAUUUGCCUAUGUAUGAAGAUAAUUCAGUGGAAGUGAAAAAAAUUGUGACAGAUAAUAGUACUGCUAGUGGUAACAAUACGCUUCCAAUUAUCGCUGAACCCAAUAUAAUGCAAUACUCCUCUCCUAAUGUUACUGAGAACCCGAACAUUUAUAUAUCAACCCCUAUAGCAACAAAUUUUGUACAUAAUUUGAACUUUUCUUCGAACCUGGAGCCCAUUUACAUUACGAAUGAAAACUCAGAAAAUAUCAAUCCAAACAAUGGUAACACAAGUAAUGAUUUCACAGUAACACAACUAAAUUCAAGUUGCUUAGAUAACGAGGCCGAUAUAUCAAUGGAUGAAUUUAUUAAAUUUAAAGAUUCGCGCAGUGAAAACCUUACAGUUGAUUGUCCAGAAAUUAAUAACGCCGCUGAUGAUUGUGCCGCUUAUAGCUCUUAUCCACCGGAGCAAGUGGAUACAAAUGCAUUUCCACAAAUGCCAACAUCCAUUCAAAAAGAAAUAUCUGAGGAUGUUAAAGAAAAUGAAGCUAAUUUCCGUAGUUUCUUUAGUCAAUACAGGGCUUCUUUAAAUAUAUUGUAUGAACGUCAGUAA
Messenger RNA from Calliphora vicina (urban bluebottle blowfly), 1433 nucleotides. It is a transcript of the gene comr, whose product is annotated as cookie monster. The coding region runs from base 39 to 1433 and encodes 464 amino acids. Gene Ontology annotation, molecular function: sequence-specific DNA binding; DNA-binding transcription factor activity. The transcript is spliced from 2 exons. The record is from RefSeq and is a predicted model, not a curated record. Lineage: Eukaryota; Metazoa; Arthropoda; Insecta; Diptera; Calliphoridae. Gene Ontology annotation, biological process: regulation of DNA-templated transcription.